Molecule: messenger RNA, 1481 nt
Organism: Tachysurus fulvidraco (yellow catfish)
Lineage: Eukaryota; Metazoa; Chordata; Actinopteri; Siluriformes; Bagridae
Product: galectin-9-like
Exons: 8
Coding region: 182-1195 (337 amino acids)
Biological process (GO): positive regulation of gene expression; negative regulation of CD4-positive, alpha-beta T cell proliferation; negative regulation of type II interferon production
Cellular component (GO): nucleus; cytosol
Molecular function (GO): carbohydrate binding; galactoside binding
Source: RefSeq, a predicted model, not a curated record
GGUUAAUGAGUAACAGUGAGUGUUGUGAGUAGGAGGAGUGUCAGUGAUAAUACACGAUAAUAUCAGUGAUAAUUUCUCCGUUAUAUUACUGUAUGACUGCAGCCUUUUCCAGGUAAACAAAACUUAAACCUGAAACCGAAACUAAACUCCAGUCUCCUUCACAAGGUGAUACGACAUUAACAUGGCCACCCAGCGCCCCUACCUGUGCCAGAAAAUGCCCUUUACAGGCCAAAUCCAAGGAGGUCUGUUUGAAGGAAAGAUCAUCACUGUGACAGGACGAGUUCUGGCAGGAGCAGAGAGGUUUUGUGUGAAUCUGCAAUGUGGCACUCACAAAUCCUGUGAUAUCGCCCUUCACUUUAACCCACGCUACAUGGGUAACUCGGGUCACGUGGUGUGUAACACGCUGCAGAAUUCCUGCUGGGGUUCAGAGCAACAGACCAAAAACACCCCACUUCCCAGAGGCUUCGACUUCACCCUCAGCUUCCUGGUCAACCGAGACUCCUAUUCGGUGAUCGUGAACGGAGCCCACUUCCUGGAGUACUUGCACCGCCUCCCCAUCUCCCGCGUGAACGCCAUCUCAGUGGACGGAGGUGUAGAAAUCGUGUCCAUCGCUUUCCAGAACCCGAACUUUCCCAUCAACCAGAGAGGAUCUCUGAAGCAUCAAGUGGUGCAGAAGGUCGGAAGCUCGGUGACCCAUGGAUCACGCUGGAAUAGGCAGGGACAUCAGCAGCACGAGAUCCCGGUCCAGGCGGCUGCUUGUUGCUUUGUCGCUGCACCGCCGCCAUACAGCGCACCUGCUUACGUUUUACCGUACAAAACUAUUAUUCAGGGUGGAUUUUACCCGGGCAGAGGCUUCACCGUACAGGGCUGUGUCAACCACGACACUGACAAGUUCAGCAUCAACCUGCGUUAUAACUACGGCAUUGCUCUCCACUUGAACCCGCGUUUCACCGAGAACGCAGUGGUGCGUAACAGCCUUGUGAAUGAGUGCUGGGGAAAUGAGGAGAAGAGCGGCGGCAUGCCCUUCUACAGAGGCCAGCAGUUUACGGUGAGCGUCACGUGCGACACUCAGUGCUACAGGAUCGCCGUGAACGGCACCCAGAUGUUCACCUACAACCACCGUUACUUCCUGUUUCAGCAGAUCGACAUCCUGGAGGUCGAGGGAAACAUCAGUCUGAGUUCUGUUGUAGUUUAAGGGCUGGUUUUGACGUUCCAGGCUUUAAGCUAUAAAACUGUAAAACCAGUUCAAACCAGAAUAAUGCUUCAAAUGUGCGUUGACUCAUACAGUAGCUUUGUUAUACAGAUCUGUAGGAGUCUUUUAUUUAGGACUCUCGUGGUUGUUCAUAUCAUAUGUUUGUCCUGACACACACAAACACACACACACGUAGACAGGGUGUUUUUAGGAGGGAUUUAGCUACGUUUAUAUGCAUUUAGAAUGUGUGUUUGCAAAUAAACGAGUCAAAAAAAUUCGAAACGGGUUU